AUGCAUGAUUUGCGAACGAAGAAUCCCCAGGAUAUUUCCAGCUAUAUAUCGUUGUUUUUCUAUUACUACUGGGUGAACGGACAGACAUUUGUCGGACCUGAGCUUGACAAUGCUCGUUAUCCUGAAGUCAAGCCUGUUGAUUGGAAGGGAUUCAUGGCCAGCUGGUCACGGGAGCAAAUUGGGACAUCUUACUUUGCCUUGACUAUGUAA
Messenger RNA from Talaromyces stipitatus ATCC 10500, 210 nucleotides. RefSeq lists its product as uncharacterized. The transcript has 2 exons. Lineage: Eukaryota; Fungi; Ascomycota; Eurotiomycetes; Eurotiales; Trichocomaceae. Bases 1 to 210 code for a protein of 69 amino acids. The record is from RefSeq and is a predicted model, not a curated record.